Molecule: messenger RNA, 2074 nt
Organism: Drosophila elegans
Lineage: Eukaryota; Metazoa; Arthropoda; Insecta; Diptera; Drosophilidae
Gene: Pp4-19C
Product: serine/threonine-protein phosphatase 4 catalytic subunit
Exons: 3
Coding region: 250-1173 (307 amino acids)
Biological process (GO): double-strand break repair via homologous recombination; peptidyl-serine dephosphorylation
Cellular component (GO): nucleus; cytoplasm
Molecular function (GO): protein serine/threonine phosphatase activity
Source: RefSeq, a predicted model, not a curated record
AGCAGCGGUCGCCUUCGGUCUCACUAAACCCUAAGCACGGUUCCCGGUUGCCAAAAGAAAUUAAUGUGCAUUUUAUUUACGAAAACGCGAGCACGAGAGCCGAGCCACCAGCAAAAGGAUUGUCGAGAAAGACCGCCAUUGCGCUGACCCGGUGAACGACGAACGACGCUGUCCCUCCGCCCAGUCAACGCCUGCAGUCCGAUUCACCGCUUUCCCGUUGCCUCGGCUGCCGCCAUCCUCCGGGUGAAGAUGUCCGACUACAGCGACCUGGACCGCCAGAUCGAGCAGCUGAAGCGCUGCGAGAUCAUCAAGGAGAACGAGGUUAAGGCCCUGUGCGCGAAGGCCCGCGAGAUCCUGGUGGAGGAGGGCAAUGUGCAGCGUGUGGAUUCGCCGGUGACCGUGUGCGGCGACAUCCACGGCCAGUUCUACGACCUGAAGGAGCUCUUCAAGGUGGGCGGCGAUGUGCCCGAGAAGAACUAUCUGUUCAUGGGCGACUUUGUGGACCGCGGCUACUACAGCGUGGAGACAUUCCUCCUUCUGCUGGCGCUGAAGGUGCGCUAUCCGGACCGCAUUACGCUGAUCCGCGGCAACCAUGAGUCGCGCCAGAUCACCCAGGUGUAUGGCUUCUACGACGAGUGCCUUCGCAAGUACGGCUCGACGGCCGUGUGGCGCUACUGCACGGAGAUCUUCGACUACCUCAGCCUGUCUGCCAUUAUCGACGGCAAGAUAUUCUGCGUGCACGGCGGCCUGUCGCCGUCGAUCCAGUACCUGGACCAGAUUCGCAGCAUCGACCGCAAGCAGGAGGUGCCGCACGACGGGCCCAUGUGCGACCUGCUCUGGAGCGAUCCGGAGGACCAGACCGGCUGGGGCGUCUCGCCGCGCGGCGCUGGCUAUCUGUUCGGGUCGGAUGUGGUCUCCCAGUUCAACCGCACCAACGAGAUCGACAUGAUUUGCCGUGCGCAUCAGCUGGUGAUGGAGGGCUUCAAGUGGCACUUCAACGAAACCGUCCUGACCGUCUGGUCGGCGCCAAACUACUGCUAUCGCUGCGGCAAUGUGGCUGCCAUCUUGGAGCUGAAUGAGUACCUGCACCGCGACUUCGUCAUCUUCGAGGCGGCUCCGCAGGAGAGUCGCGGCAUACCCUCCAAGAAGCCCCAGGCGGACUACUUCCUCUAAGACGAGCAGAACAGUUCGGCGACUUCCCGCUGCUGCUCCCCUGACAAUCGGCUCGAAUGGACGCGGGGCGGGUGGUGGGUGGCGGGUGCCCACGGGUGGCUGACGCAAAUCGUUUAGGGUAAAAUUCAACUGCCAGCCUGCCUAAGCAAAGCACACACGAACCGCAACUGCAUGUGCUAGAGAACAACUGUAACAUAAACAUAAAGUAAGCUAAGAUAUCAAACUGGCGGCGGCGGGCAACAACAGACUGCAUGUGCACCCCAAGCAGCCGGACACAGAUCCGCAUUCAGUUCGCGUUCAGAUCUACUUAGUUUCCCAAGAACUACUUAGAUAUCUUUUUUUUUUUUUUACCAUCUGUUUACCUGUAUCUGUUUCAUUUGGAGACUUGUGCUGUUACGUGCUCGUGGAAGUCAUCUGGUUUGUGAAGAGAUCAAUAGUAUGGGCCGCGUAUGAAACCUGCGCAUUGCAUCUAGCUACUAAAUAAUAGGAUUAAUACCCCCUUGUCCGCGACUCCUGCCAAUUCGCCUGGCGCAGACGGUUAGCAAACACACCCGCCACAGUCGUCUGCUCGACGCGAAUUCCCUGAGAUCGGGCACCUUACUAUACAUAUAGAUGUAGGUUAACGCAUUAAGCCAUCUUGACCGACAAAAUGCAUAAAGUCGGCAAGUCGGCAGAGUUAGGGAUGGAAGCAAAUGUUCAAAGACGUCAUUAAGUUCAUUGAUUGGAAAAAGACUUUGCAUGCCUGAAACGGAAUUUCUCAGCCGGCAAACAGUUGGAGAAAGACAGAUACGAAAAAAAAGGAGUAGUAGUUCGUAGCAUGUAAGAAACGAGUUUUAAGUACGCCCCAGAUUGGGAUAUUAUAUAAAAAUAACUAUUAUUAAAAUAAAGAUAAUAAGCACGA